Myripristis murdjan (pinecone soldierfish) is the source of this 312-nucleotide messenger RNA. It is a transcript of the gene gip, whose product is annotated as gastric inhibitory polypeptide. Gene Ontology annotation, molecular function: glucagon receptor binding; hormone activity. Lineage: Eukaryota; Metazoa; Chordata; Actinopteri; Holocentriformes; Holocentridae. Bases 1 to 312 code for a protein of 103 amino acids. Gene Ontology annotation, biological process: response to starvation; regulation of insulin secretion; regulation of fatty acid biosynthetic process. The record is from RefSeq and is a predicted model, not a curated record. The transcript is spliced from 3 exons. Gene Ontology annotation, cellular component: extracellular region.
AUGAAGCUCGUGCUGUUUGUCCUGGUGGGCCUGUGCCUGUUUGGGCUGCUGCACGCUGAGGCCGGGGCCCAACCUGAGGAGGCACGCGUGUCGGGUCUCAUCAACACCAAGCAGCACUUAGGCAGGAGAUAUGCUGAAUCAACCAUCGCCAGUGACAUCAGCAAAAUCAUGGACUCUAUGGUGCAGAAAAACUUUGUCAACUUCUUGCUCAACCAAAGGGAGAAGAAAAGCGGGACUGCCAGUCAGGACGAUCCAGAGUUCAGUGACCUCCUGAGGCUCACUCUGCAUGAAAACCAAAAGAGAAAGAUCUAG